AAAUCUGAAGCCGAACGUAGUUGUUGAACGAAACAUUUGCAUAAAUACAAUACAAUAUAAAUACGGCACAGGUCGAAGGCCAGGGAAAACGCAAUAUCUGAUGAGCUCUACGAAGAACCCACAAUAUCGAGGGCAGAAGCAGAGGCAGCAGUCUUCCAAAAUAACGAGCGAACAAAAAAAGUGAAAGUUGGCCAUACGAAACAUGAUGAAAAUCGUGCUGAUUAGUGGAAAGCGAAAGUGCGGCAAGGAUUACAUAUCCGAGAGGUUGCAGAAAAGAUUGGGCUCCCGAUCGCGGAUCGUUCGAAUCUCGGAGCCGAUCAAGUCGGAGUGGGCCCGCAAGCUGCAACUGGAUUUGGAUGCCCUGCUCAGCGAUGGACCCUACAAGGAGAAGUAUCGCCGCGACAUGAUAGUGUGGAGUGACGAGGUGCGGGCCCAGGACUAUGGCUACUUUUGUCGCGUGGCGAUGGAGGAGGCCUUGAGCCGCCAGCAGACGCCCUACAUCCUGGUCAGCGAUGUGCGGCGCAAGAACGACAUCAAGUGGUUCCGGGAAACAUACGGAACGGAGAGGGUCAUUACCCUGCGAUUAACCUCUCGUCCGGAGACGCGAUGCGCACGAGGUUGGACCUUCACCGCUGGCAUCGACGAUGUGCCAUCGGAGUGCGAUCUGGAUGACCUGACCGAUGGCUUCGACUGCGUGCUGGCCAACGACGAGGUGCUGGACCAGGAGGCCAUCGAUCACCUGCUCGACAAACUGCAGCUACAAUAUCACUAAGGCCUCAAACUUAUUACUCAAAUCGAGGUUUUUGCUUUUGCACACAUGUAUUUUUGAUAAAACAUGUAUUCCGGGUCACUGUGAAAUUGAAACUGAUCCUCACAAGAAACUUAGAUAAUGCAAUAUUACACUCAACCUAAUAGUUUUUAUACAAAAUACUCUUAUGACUAAGUGCAGAUUGUGUGGCAGUUUUAAUAAAAUUAAAUUAAACCUUG
Molecule: messenger RNA, 987 nt
Organism: Drosophila elegans
Lineage: Eukaryota; Metazoa; Arthropoda; Insecta; Diptera; Drosophilidae
Product: probable phosphomevalonate kinase
Exons: 2
Coding region: 203-772 (189 amino acids)
Biological process (GO): isopentenyl diphosphate biosynthetic process, mevalonate pathway; cholesterol biosynthetic process
Cellular component (GO): cytoplasm
Molecular function (GO): phosphomevalonate kinase activity
Source: RefSeq, a predicted model, not a curated record